UUCACACAAGUCAAUCUUCAUCCAUGGCCACUCUCCGAUCCCACCUCCAUUUCUUGGCCUUGAACUCCCCAAAACUCAUUCUUGUUGAUUCUCCAAGAAACUUCUGCUCUCCACUCCAAGAACCUGUUUUCAGCCAAGAAAUUUCAUGGGGUUUUGCGUCCAAGGUUCACCAGCUAUUGCAAAGCAAGUGCUAGUAGUAGUAGCAGCGCUGAGAUUGAGAAGUCCGUUUCGGCGGAGAGUAGAAACCACCUCCAUUUCCCUCUCUGUAUUAGAGGGUGCUUCACACUCAGGUGGGGCAUUCAUCAUUGACUGGUGUGUGUUGAUUCAACAUUCUAUAUAUACACAACCAAGAUUUUGGCACAAAGACAGCAUCAGAAGGUAAUCUGAGUAUUCCUCAAUCUUAGAAAACUCAAGGGAUGUCCAAAGCCAAGAUCCGCAAACAUGGGCUCUCUUUCCUCAACUCUUUCCAAUUUUGUCGUCCCAAGAAUCAUUCUUCGAUGGUUAGAACCCCUUUGCCUGCUCCUACAUUCUCCCCUGUCAACUCUAAACAAUUCGACAUUUCGUUUCCCUACUUCCCUGAUCCUCCACCACCUACACCGUCAAAGGUCACCCCACUUGGCUGUGCAUUUGAAUCAAGAUCAUGCACGGUGAUGGUUCAAGGUACAACACGAAACACACAUUCUACACCAAAAAAAAAGGAAACGAUGUACAACUCACCUGUUUCAUCAAGUGACUUUGAUGAGACAGACUGGCCCAUUGCACCCUCAAGAACCGAGAAGAAGAAGAAGAAAGAUAAAAGCACAAUAAGGAAAUCAAGAGCUAGAACUAACAAUGAGGCUGAGGCUGCGUGCAGCCUGCUUCCGUUUCCUCAUAGCUUCAACUCCACAUCUCUUGCUGAGGAGGAACCCCUCAAUGGGAGCAAGAAAGCAGUGGAGCGGACGAGAUUUAGAGCACGAAGAUUUAAAUGUUACGGUUCAAAGGAAUGGAAAGACGGGGAGAUGGAAGCGCCAGAAACUGAUUCUGGUGAUCAAGAAAAGAAACAUGGGAAAGUGAAGGAGAGUUUUGUUGUGGUGAAGAGGUCCGUGGAUCCAUUUGAAGAUUUCAAGAAGUCCAUGUUGGAAAUGAUUCUUGAGAAACAGAUGUUUGAGCAUAAAGAGUUGGAGCAGCUCCUGAUGAGCUUCCUUUCACUCAACUCAAGAAUGCAUCACAGAGUCAUUGUAGAGGCUUUCACGGAGAUAUUAAAGGAAGUUUUCUGUGGAUGAUGCUGAGGGACUAGUCUUCUGAUCAAUUCAGAUUUUAUCAGUAUCUGGAUUUUCUCUUUUUUAUUUAUUUGAUUUUUUAGGAGCUAGAUAUGAUUCAUACUGCAUUAUGUCUGUAUAAUAUAAAUGUAUUGUGCAUUCUUACAAAACCGGUUAUGAUCAUUCAGAUGUAUACACAAACCUGUUUGCGAUAA
Molecule: messenger RNA, 1453 nt
Organism: Sesamum indicum (sesame)
Lineage: Eukaryota; Viridiplantae; Streptophyta; Magnoliopsida; Lamiales; Pedaliaceae
Biological process (GO): negative regulation of DNA-templated transcription
Source: RefSeq, a predicted model, not a curated record